This is a messenger RNA of Cyprinodon tularosa, 3335 nucleotides long. RefSeq names its product potassium voltage-gated channel subfamily G member 1-like. Gene Ontology annotation, cellular component: membrane; voltage-gated potassium channel complex. Gene Ontology annotation, biological process: protein homooligomerization; potassium ion transmembrane transport. NCBI's taxonomy places the organism in Eukaryota, Metazoa, Chordata, Actinopteri, Cyprinodontiformes, Cyprinodontidae. Bases 1 to 1512 code for a protein of 503 amino acids. The record is from RefSeq and is a predicted model, not a curated record. The transcript is spliced from 2 exons. Gene Ontology annotation, molecular function: protein binding; delayed rectifier potassium channel activity.
AUGCCCAUCAUCAGCAAUACAAACCAUGACUUCAGCACAUACUCUAUCAGCAGCGAUGACAGUAGUCUUGACCGCUUCUUCACUGAGAUCCCUGAGACUGAGACCAUAAAGGGGGUCUACUUCCAGCGUGCCCUGCUGCUGCGUGACCCUAAGGCUUCUUAUGUGGUCGACCACACCUUGCAGGUCCUCAUCAAUGUAGGGGGAAACCGCUAUACCUUCCCUUGGAGCACGCUGGAGCAGUUUCCCCAAAGUCGACUGGGUCGUCUUCGAUCCUGCACCACCCCGGAGGAGAUUGCUCGACUUUGUGACGACUACGAUGAAACCUGCAGGGAGUACUUCUUUGACAGGAACCCCACAGCCUUCAGGAUCAUCCUGAACUUCCUUGCCGCGGGAAAACUGCGUCUUCUACGGGAGCUGUGUGCUGUUUCUCUGCAUGAUGAGCUUGACUACUGGGGCGUGGACCCGGGCCACAUGGAACGCUGCUGCCGGCGGCGGAUGAUCACCCGUGUGGAUGAGGUGGUGGAGCGCCGGCGGAAAGAGAAAGAGUGGAGGCAGAAAAGAAUAAAGCUGAAGCAAAGACCCCCACAGACGGAAAAAGGAUACCGCAGACUGGUGCUGAUGCUGCGGGAAGUGAUGGAAAACCCUCACUCAGGUAUAGCCGGGAAAAUGUUUGCGUGUCUCUCGAUCAUCAUGGUUCUGGUAACUGUCAUCAGCCUCUGCAUCAGCACCAUGCCGGACCUCAGAGAUGAGGAGAACAGGGGCGAAUGCUCCCAGAAGUGUCGCAACAUGUUUGUUGUAGAGUCGGUCUGUGUGGCCUGGUUCACCCUGGAGUUCCUGCUACGGUUUGUCAAUGCUCCAAGCAAGCUGAGCUUCGCCCGCGGCCCGCUCAACAUAAUCGACGCCAUCGCCAUCCUGCCGUACUAUGUGUCGCUGGUGUUUGACGUUGGAGAGGAGGUGCAGGAUGAUGCGGUGAUGGGGGUUGGUAGAGGCUACCUAGACAAGCUGAGUCUGAUCUUGCGGCUGCUGCGGGCCUUGCGGAUCCUCUACGUCAUGCGGCUGGCGCGCCACUCUCUGGGCCUACAGACAUUGGGUGUGACCAUGCAGCGCAGCAUGAGGGAGUUCGGCCUGCUUCUCCUCUUUGUCUGCGUGGCGGUCACCCUCUUCUCUCCUUUGGUCCACCUAGCUGAGAGCGAACUGGCUCCGUUUGCUGCUGCGCACCCCCACCACAGCUUUAGCAGCAUCCCAGCCUCCUAUUGGUGGGCCAUUAUCUCCAUGACCACGGUGGGCUACGGCGACAUGGUUCCACGCAGCCUCCCCGGUCAGAUAGUGGCGCUUAUCAGCAUCCUGAGCGGCAUCCUCAUCAUGGCAUUCCCAGCCACCUCCAUCUUCCACACCUUCUCCCGUUCAUACCAGGAGCUGAAGCAGGAGUAUGAGCGGGUGUGGAAGCAGGAGCAACACGACGAGGUCAGCGAUAUCUCACAGGAAGAGUUCUUGUCUCCAAAAGGAAAGUGAUGGACUGAUGUCCAGAAAGAAGCAUCGAUUCACACUUCAUCCCAGUGCUUUCUGAUGCUGCCCGGACAUUGGCCAUUUUAAAACAGACAUUUUAAUUGAAGACUCUCCAUCCCUUUAAACUCUAAACCCUUCUAGAUGCUGUUCUUUAGGUCCAACUCGUCCCGAAGGGUCAGUGUCCUAUAGGUCAAUAUGUCCCUUAGCCUGAUUGCCUGAUUACCUGAUAACCUGAUACCUAAUUUAGAUGGAUAAGGUGCCUCCUUUAGUCAUAGAGUUCUGAAAAGUCUUUGUAAUGAAUCAUCUUUAAGUCAAUUAAACCAGGGAAGCAUCUAAAACAGCAGGAUCUCAGUUCUUGAGAACCGAUUUUGGACAACUCUGAUGUGAAUUUCCCAGUUUGGAGUCUUCCAUUUGGUCAGUCUUGUUCAGUUCUGAAGCUGUAACCCUUUAAUAAGUGAAGAUCCAGUUCUCUAUAUUCAGAUUAAGGAUGGAAUGGCGAUAAAUGCUGCCUAUAAUCAAUGAGGUGUAUCUGUUGAGUUCUGGCCAGGAUUUUCUGAGUGCUGUUUGUUGAGCAUGUUCUCCUGUUUACUGCUUGGGUUCUCUCUAGGUGUUCCGGCUUCCUAUUACCAUCUAAAAAUAUGUAUAUUUGGUCCCGACAAAGCUAACAUUUAAAAGGAAAGUUUAAAUUGCCUUUGGAGGGAGUUUGUUAGUUAGCCUCUUCGGAGCCUUGGGUCCUGAACACACCAAAUCCAGAGUUUAGAGCUCAUUCGUAGUCAAUGGAGACGAUCACACCAGACAUGAUUUUCUGCAGGGGGCCUGCGUAGCUCCAACUGAGAUAGAGACCCGGUCUAUUUUAGUUGGACUAUGCAUCAAUUCAGUGGCAAAAUCCCAGAUCAGGAAUUCUCCAAACACAACCAUGAACAAAUUUCACUGGUUUUCCCACAGUGUCUGAUUUUAUUUUGUGCAGGCUUUAACUUCCUAAGCAAACACAAAACACCCCUGCUGAGACUUUAGAAUAUUUUCCUGUGUUUCCAGGUGUUCCAAUAUCUCACACCAGACUUAAACAUCUUUCUGGGUUGUCUAGAUCCAGCAUUAGACUUGGAAAUGGAAAAUUGGAAAUUGAAAAUUAGAACAUUGAACUGGAAUAACAUGAAUGAGAUGGUUAGAACAUUUCAGACUCUAAACAACCAUGUUGUAUUUUGACAUUUAAUAUUUAUUUUCAACAACCUCCAUGAACGUCCAUGAAUUGCAGCUUCCGGCUGCGGUUCACUCAGUGGGCUAUAUUCCCACUCCACUAGGUCCUGAACUGAUCCCACACAUCCAGGUUUGUCUGGCAUUUCUUGUCAUGGUUACUCAAGUCACACACACACAACCAGGUUUAAUCAGUUUUUCCAGCAAUGAAAAACAGGAGACAAAGGGGCGGGCUGAAUUUCCCAAAAGUGAGGAAUGGGACAUAUAGUCCAUUAUUUUUACCUGGAACCUGAAAAUUCUGAUCUAAAAUCCAAGUAUAAAAUUGUUCAGCUUCAAACUUGGAAUCCAGCUGGACUUGGAAAGAGUGGUAAUAUAAACGGUUUGGUUUGAUAACAGUGGUAUAACAGUGUCAGCCACUUUACCGACCUACAUUUAAACAUGACUGAAUGAUUUAAAAACCCAAAGCUCCAACUUAGAUGGAGCUACGAGCUCCCAGUUUACCUCACAUGUAUGUUUUGAUUUGCUGGAGGAAACUCCGCAUAUCCAUCUGGAAACCUUCCGUUGAAGUAAUUUUGGGAAGGGGCGAAAAUACUGGUUAGCUGAUUGGCCUAUGUUGGUGAUAGACGGGCCAAAUAAAC